AAACAGUAGUGCUUCAGUUUGUGAUUUCAAAAGUAAAUAGUGCUUCCUCCGACCCACAAAAUGUCCCAAAAAUCAGUGAAGAAAAAAGACGCCUUGAAGAAUCCCUUCUCCCAGUACCUAAAACCCGAGGACGACGAGAUCCGCGCAGAACUAGAAGCAAUGACUGCUCUGGAGUAUAACCUCCCCGGCGACCCCUCCGAGGACACCAGUGACACCCCCCCAUCAUCCUCAAGAAGAUCCAGACCUUCCACGAAGUCCUCGAAGCCCGAAAAGCCAAUGGAGCCCGACCGAGUGCUCCCCCGGGUCGAGGCCGAGAGCCAAAUCCCCUUUUACUCAUCAACAGCAUCAGCCCGAGAGCUCCAGGGAAUAAUCCGCCAAGCAGGAGGCACCAGUGAGGACAAGUACAAAAUCCUAGAAGCCCGGGACAGACUGAUGAGGCUCAAGCAAGUGAAAAGCCACACCCUGGCAACCGCCAAGAAGACCCGAGGGACCUGUCCAGACAUGUGUCCUGAGAAGGAGCGACUGAUGCGAGAAUUCCAGAGACAAGUGGCCUCCUACGAGCAAGUGGACUGUGCAGAGUACAGGAUCUGCCACGAGACAGCAGUCAAGCAGUACUCGCGAUCCUCGGCAGACCAGGCAGAGCCUCUACCCCAGGACCUCCGGCCAGUCAUUUCCCUGAAGAUGACGAUGAGCUACCUCCUCCACGAGAUAGUGGACCUCUGCGACGAGGAGGGCACAAACCUCGCCGAGUGGUACCACUUCGUCUGGGACAGGACCAGGGGCAUUCGAAAAGACAUCACCCUGCAGGACCUCUGCUGCUUGGACACUGUCGAACUCGUCGAGCAAUGCGCGAGGUUUCACAUUGUCUGCUCGGAGCGCCUCUGCGCCGAGGAGACAGCUGUGUUCGACAAGAAAAUCAACACCGAAAACCUCACGAAGUGCCUUCAAACGCUCAAAUACAUGUACCACGAUCUAAGGGUGCAGGGCAUCAGCUGCAAGAAUGAAGCGGAAUUUCGAGGGUAUAUUAUCCUGUUGAAUCUCGACAACACGAGCUUUAUGUGGGACCUCAAGGAACUGCCGAAGGCCAUUCAGAGCUCGCCAGAAGUUAAAUUCGCUAUUCAGGUGUUCUCGUCGAUUCAGUCGAAUAAUUACACGAGAUUCUUUAAACUCGUGAGGAGAACGACGUACUUGAACGCCUGUCUCAUGCUGAGGUACUUCUUUCAAGUCAGGGUUAAAGGGCUCACGGUGAUGGUGAAGGCUUACUGCAGAACCACCUCCACAGCGUAUCCAUUGUACGAGUUCAUGGACAUCUUGGGGUUUGAUGACGAGAACGAGGCGAUUGCCUUCUGCGCAAAUGCUGACUUGAAUAUAUCGUGUGACGAGCUUAAUAUUGUUUUGAACAGAAAUAAUGCAAAUCUUCCACCCCCUGUGAUGGAUGAGGGGAGAGCAACUAGUCUUGUAGAGGCCAAAAGAAUGAAGAUGGGGUAUUCGUAUGGACAGGCCAUCGCUGGGGGAGUAAUGCCGGAGCAGAUCUACCUGGAUCACAAGCCCCAUAACAGUUUCGAUGAUCAAGGGUAUUUGAAGACAGAGGCCGUCAAUGCUAGUGAUCAGAAUCGUGGAAUUGGUGAGGGGGAGGAGGGGGGAGAGGAGCGGGAUCCUUAUGAGUACAUGGAGGAGGACGUGGAGGAGGCACCACCGCCCCUGAGACGUAAAACAUUUGGACUACGGGUGGAAGAAGAUAAUGGAGAGGUGGAGCAAAAGGAUGAGGAGGUUGAAGAAGAAGACGUAGAGGAGGAAACAGAAGAGGAUGAGGAAGAGUAUGACGAUGCUGAUGAUGGUGAAAAUGAGGUUGUUCCAACGACGAAAUCAAUCAUAUUCUCGUCGUUGUCUUUCACAUCUGGCAACAUCUUCAGCAACAACUUCAAGUUUUCAACUGUCGAGGCUAUCGACUCGAAGAUGUCGAUAGAAUCGCCAUUUAUCCCUAAAUCAGGGGAGAAUAAUCCUUUCGGUGGUAAACCCGGAUUAUCAUUCCCAGGCGCACAACAACCCAGCAUUUUCGCCAAGCCUGAUGUUCCCAAACCAUCCGGAAAAACAGGUGGCAGACCCUCCACUUUUGGUGAUAGAAAGCCUGGGAAUGAGUCAAUUUUCUCUGGUGCGAGUCAGGGCAAUAUCUUCGCUAAACCAGUGCCAGUGUCCACUCCUCCACUUCUCUCUGUGUCUGAUGUCAACCAGAAGACAAAAAAUACAUUCAAAGCCCCUCAGCCAGCAAAGCCGAGAGAAUCGCCAACGAAGAAAAGAACAGAAUCAGAACUUGCAGAAGAGAAGAGAAGACAGCAGGAAGAAGAGUUGAGACGAAAAUCCCUGGCUCGAGAGCAACGUCUCCAAGAAAUCGAAGAGAACACGAAAAAAUGUGCGAAUGAAAUAGAAACCGAAGUAAUCCACGACAUGUGCUCGACAAUCUUGAAAGAACUCAUGGAGAGGGCCAAGGUCUUCGAGAGACUGAGUCAGAAAAUAUCAGACGAUUUAAUAAAAGAAGUCAUCCGUGAAGACUGCAUGAAAGCUCUGGACGAAGAGUUAUACAUCCAGAAGAGGCUCCACGAGGUCGCCAAGAGGGUCGAGAACAGAAUUGUCCUGAAGUGCUACAGGAUCUGGCAGCGAAACGCCAUGAAGAAACGAGAGCAGAGGAAAGCUCUGGACAAUACCCCAGUUUGGCUGCCUAGAUAUUCUCUCGAGGCAUGUGCCCAGUCAUUAUACCGUAAGGAUCAGGACUUGGUGAUCCAGAAUAUGAGGAGGAGGUCGAAUAAGUCGGGUAAUGAAGACAACUUGAAGUACAUCAGUCCAGUGGAGCUGAAAAUCUACUCUGGACUGAAGGAGAAUGCGAAGACUCUUGAUACAGACCCAACACCGAUUAUGUUCUGGAAGGCGGUGGUGUCGUGGCCCUUAUUGAAGAAAAGGGUCCUCCUCUGGAGGUACAAGAACAUCAUGAACCAGUACCUGUGCCCUGGGGACAGCCGGAUGGAUCCGAUCAUCAAGACGUACAAACCGAAUCCUUACGAGACCUUGAAUAUUUGUAUUAAACAUUGUGAAGGGAUCGCUGGGGAGGAUGAUGUCAUGGGGAUGGAUGGGCUCUUCUUCAUUGCGAUGUCUGAUGAGGAUCCUAAGGAAGUCGUGAGGAGACUCACGAAGACUGUUCUGUCGAGACAGAAAUUAAUGCCCAUUCCACUGGUCUUCAUCAUCCUGGGGAAAGAGGGGAAUUGUAAGGGUUUAGAACCGAAGAGUGAACUGGAUAACCUGUUGAGGUCUGAAUAUAUCUCUGAGUAUACUGUGCAUCGUGAGAAGAUGAUUGACGAGGACAGCAUUCUGAAAUUGACUCAGACUGCUAUUCUCUGGCUAAGUAUGAACAGAUCAACGCCCAUUCCUCUUGAGAUGGAUUAUUUGAAAGAUGUUGUUGAGAAUUGUUUGACUGAUGAACUGUGGCUGAGGAUAGCUGGCCAUGCACCGUUUAAUGCAGCUCUGAAAGCAGCUACUGAUGACCCCAAAUUCAUUGUUGAUCUGCACAAUGAAGCUGUUGGUCGGCUGAUGGAUGUCAUUCUGGACCCGGAGAGUUUGAUGUAUACGGAUUUUCCAGCGGAGUUCAAACCACUUUUGCCGAAAGACUUUGAUGUGCCUUGCAGUUAUGAGUACUUUGAUGAGGGCUGGAAGGGAGAGGAAAACAGGGGAAGCAUCGAGAGCAUUCUUGAGGGCUUCAUAUUACCACCUUGGCCAUUUAAUUGGCCUAUCGACAACACAAUGAAGCUUCACAAAUGCGUCAUCCGUUACUGUAAUACAACCCUAGGAGGAUCAAAUUACGAAGCAAUAUCAUGCAACAUCCUGAGCAACAUUUUCUUCAUGUCCAACAGCACUGAAAAGCCGAAUUUUGUGCACGUUCUCACCGAGAUAAUCAAGGAAAAAAUUCGGCUGGUGGCUCCAGACUUAUCAGUCGUCUAUGAUAAAAAUCACAUCAAAUUGUUCAGAACAUUGCCCUGGUGGUUCAAAUCGAAUAUUUUCUUGACAUACGAGGCCCAGAUGACUUCCUUAGUGGAGCCUCAUGAGACAUCUGUGGUCAAGAGAAGACGUCUCGAGGAAGAGGCCGACAAAGAGAAUCAGGAGAUAUCAAUGGUCAUUGAGGAAUUCGAUAACAUCUCUGAUAGGGAGAAUUCAGGAGUCGUAAAAUCAUUUCUUGAAGAGAGCAAGAAUCAACUUUCACACGUCCAGAGUAUCACUGACAAAUUAGAAACACUUCUGGAGAAACAACGAUUAGCGAAUAAGAAAUUUGAGGAGAAACUGGAAGCUGCUCUGCGCAGUGAACAAUUGUUCGAUUUUUGAUUUUUUGAGGUGGGCGUUUUCGUCAAUUAUUAGUAUGGUUUUGUACCUUCAAAAAUUUAAUUUUUUGAGGCUUAUAUGGCUUACCAUUCAAAAGGUCUCAAAAAAACUUCCAUUUUUUUCAAAUUUGAUUACGCCCACAACGUUAAUUUUUUUAUUUUGUUUUUUUACAAAAUUUUGCGUCUCAGCAGAGGUAAUUUUUUUCGGGUUCUUAAUAUGUAUUUCCGACGAAAAAUUUCCAUUCCUUCGAUUGAGCAUGGUGCCAAUUAGCCCACAUCGUCGGAAAUGCUUUAAAAUCGCCAAUAAACUAGAAAAUUGUGCAUGGUACCCCCUUCGGCCACCUCGACUGAAGAUUUGUUACUUUCCUUACCUAAAGUGACUAUUUUUACGGAACAUAUUAAAAAAUUAGACUGGGACUCGGAUCCGUUCUAUCCAAAACUAAUUUUUUUCAUCUUUCGUUUUAAAAUUUUUUUUCCAAUUUC
Diachasma alloeum is the source of this 4844-nucleotide messenger RNA. RefSeq lists its product as uncharacterized. Gene Ontology annotation, cellular component: cytoplasm; nucleus; transcription export complex 2. Lineage: Eukaryota; Metazoa; Arthropoda; Insecta; Hymenoptera; Braconidae. The transcript has 3 exons. Gene Ontology annotation, biological process: mRNA export from nucleus. Bases 61 to 4365 code for a protein of 1434 amino acids. The record is from RefSeq and is a predicted model, not a curated record.